AUGACCGCUCAUACCACCCGCAUCGGCUUCGUAGGCCUAGGCAACAUGGGCUACGGUAUGGCCACCCAGCUCGCGUCCAAGGGCUUCCAAGUUACGGGCUACGACUUGCGUGCUCAGGUAGUGCAGGACCUGGCAGCCAAAACAGGAGCAAAGGCAGCCUCAAGUCAGCAUGACGCUUGCCAUGAUCAAGCCGCACUCAUCGUCAUGACGCAGAAUAUUGACCAAGCACGCAUGGUGCUCCUCGGCGAAUCCUCAGAUGGGGGCUCAUCCGACAACCCCAUCUCAGCCCUGCAAAAGGACGCCGUCAUCAUUCUCAUGUCCACUGUCAGUCCUCAAGACUCUCGCGCCCUCGCAGAGCAGAUCAACAAGAUUAGACCCGAUUUGGGCUUCAUAGACGCACCAGUCUCGGGUGGUUCACCGGGAGCAAACAGCGGCACACUAACGAUCAUGGCAUCCGGGUCUCCAUCGCACUUCACCAAGGUCAAGGCCGUCCUCGAAGCCAUGGGGGACAAGGUGCACCAUGUUGGUCACGAAGUAGGGCAAGGGCAAAGCAUGAAGGCUAUCAAUCAAGUCCUCUGCGGCGUUCAUCUGGUAGCCGCAGCAGAAGCGCUCAGUAUGGCCAAGGCGAGCGGCAUUGACCCUGCUUUGGCAUUGGGCGUGGUGAGGAACUCGGCGGCAGGAAGUUGGAUGCUGAGCAAUCGAGCGCAAAGGAUGUUGGAGGAAGAGCCUCAAUGCGCUUCGUCCGUGGCGACGUGGAGCAAGGACAUGGGCAUCGUUAUGGACGUAGCCAGGGGUCAGCAUGUCCACGCCCCCUUGGCAGCGGUCGCGGCUCAGCAGUUCAAUGCGGCAAUGGCCCGAGGUCUCAAGGAUGAAGACGAUACAACUCUGAUCAGGCAGUACGACUUUCUCAAUGGCAACGAUCGCCGUUGA
This is a messenger RNA of Jaminaea rosea, 930 nucleotides long. RefSeq lists its product as hypothetical. Bases 1 to 930 code for a protein of 309 amino acids. Gene Ontology annotation, molecular function: oxidoreductase activity; NAD binding; NADP binding. The record is from RefSeq and is a predicted model, not a curated record. The transcript has a single exon. Lineage: Eukaryota; Fungi; Basidiomycota; Exobasidiomycetes; Microstromatales.